Molecule: messenger RNA, 417 nt
Organism: Lactuca saligna
Lineage: Eukaryota; Viridiplantae; Streptophyta; Magnoliopsida; Asterales; Asteraceae
Source: the annotation of a GenBank genome assembly
AUGAGACAACGCUCUUCCACAAGCCACCAUUACCACCUCCUUCAGAAGGGUCUUCCGGCCAUAUUCAUUGAUCAACUCUAUCAUCCAAAAUCGGGUCAAUCAUCAAGACAACCCGUAAUUAACAAAGAUAAUAAGAAACCAGGUUUUGCUACCACUAGUGCAGACACUGGUGGUGGUAACACUAGUGCCCAUACUAGUAGUAGCAAGCGGGAAGAAAGCGUAAUAACGAAACAGUUUUCGUUGUUACGUGAGAAAAAGAAAGAUGAGAGUAGAAAGGGAGACAUGUUACAGACACGAGACAUACGAGGGGUGGAUGAAAGAGCGGAGGAUUAUAUUUUGAAGGUUAGAGAGCAAAUGAGACUCCAAAGGGAGAAAUCGAUUCUUGAUUUUCAAGAAAUGCUUGCUCGAAGUGUAUGA